Haliotis rubra (blacklip abalone) is the source of this 1215-nucleotide messenger RNA. RefSeq lists its product as uncharacterized. The transcript is spliced from 4 exons. The record is from RefSeq and is a predicted model, not a curated record. Bases 145 to 633 code for a protein of 162 amino acids. Lineage: Eukaryota; Metazoa; Mollusca; Gastropoda; Lepetellida; Haliotidae.
GUCUCGGCUGUGUGAUUCGCGGAUUACGCCUAGGUCCUAUGAAGCAUACAUCUGCCAAUCGAUACAGUAGGCCUAACAGUUAGUGAAGGGCAGAGGCACAGAGCUGAUACACCAGGGCGUUAGGAGCGGGGACAUUCCACAAACAUGUGCAAUUUUCUUUGUUUGUUUGUGCUGGUGUGCUUAAUUGGACUUAAUGCAGCUUGGGUUGGACGAUCGGACCAGAAACCAAUUGCCUGGGCACCUUCGCGGCGGAGUAUUUACUGCGUAAAAACAGGCCAGGAAUGUCUCCAGACAAGUCAGUGUUGCAGCCCCGGAGAUGUGUGUUUAACCAGCACAAAAUAUACCAAAUAUGGAGGUAAGAAGUACAUGGCAAGCACCUGCCGAAAUGUCGAGGAGCUGGCCAGGCAUAUGCCACCUUACAAGAAAGCAGGUCAGCAAUGCAAGGACAGUCUCGAGUGUCUUGACCUUUGCUGCCGUGAGGUCAGAGGUCACAGGUACGGCGUGUUCCACGUGUGCGGGAAACCGGAAGACAGGUAUAUGUCCUACCGGUGUAGGACAAACGUUGACGUGCGCAGCGAGAACGAGGUCAUCGACACAUUUGGUGGCUACAACAAAAUAAAUCCCUGGGCUUAAAGACAGACCUGUUCUGAACUGGAUGAAUCCGACCUAUAUAUUGGGGUGCCCUGUUGUCAGCACUUUCAAGACUUCAUACAUAACACUCGUUCUUUAUCUGUGAAUAUAAACUAUAAGUUCAAAUGCCCAAAUACUAUUGUUUCAGGGCAAGAUAUUUCAGAAAGAAAUAUCAACAUUUUCCAUAGGUCAUUGAAAUUGUGUAUCUUGACAUUUUAACGAAUUAACUGUGGUUUUUACAACAUUAACUUAAAAACAAAACAUCAUUCCACAGCGGUUGUGUUGUUGCAAAGGUUAUUCCAUUCUACUUUACAUAGAGGCGCCCUAUAUAUGUACGAGAGUGUUCUAUCGAAUGUGGAUGUAUAUUGUGCUGAAAAUUUCAUGAAUGUUGUUUUCUUUUCUUUAUAUCACUUUGUAUUCUCUAUCAGUGUUUCAAUCUUAAUCUGGAUUUCAAUAACGUUUUUCUAUAAAAUAUCAUUGAAGGGGAGAUAACUGAUGUUGACGUAGACUACAGCGACUAUGUUCGCUUCAUCCAUUUUGUGAAUCUGACUCGUGGAAUUUUAUGCAAUACAUGGCGAUUGCCUA